This is a messenger RNA of Canariomyces notabilis, 1640 nucleotides long. Its product is annotated as tryptophan synthase beta subunit-like PLP-dependent enzyme. Gene Ontology annotation, molecular function: cysteine synthase activity. Lineage: Eukaryota; Fungi; Ascomycota; Sordariomycetes; Sordariales; Chaetomiaceae. The transcript has 6 exons. The record is from RefSeq and is a predicted model, not a curated record. The coding region runs from base 69 to 1640 and encodes 523 amino acids. Gene Ontology annotation, cellular component: cytoplasm.
CCCAGUGAUGUUGCGAAACCUUCUCACAUAGUGGGUAGAUCAACAGCUCCGAGACUUGAACCAUAACCAUGGCAAAUCCCUUGAACGUCUACAGAGGACCCGACUCGGUCCGCAACUACUUCCACCCCGAGUCGUCACCGCCGCUCCCCCUGGUCGAGAUACCCGACUGCCUCAACCCGUACCGCCGAGAUGGCGUCCACAUCUACGCAAAGAUGAUGUCGAUGCAUCCCGCAAACAAUGUCAAGUCGAUGCCUGCUCUGAAUCUCCUCGAGAACAGCGUGGACAAGGCAAAGACGCGCACCGUAAUCGAGUACAGCUCAGGAUCCACCGUCAUCUCCAUGUCAUUGAUUGCCCGCGUCUUUCACAAUCUGACCGACGUGCGCGCCUACUUGAGCAACAAGACAUCCCCGGCCAAGCUCCGCUUGAUGCAAUUUUUUGGCCUCGACAUAACACUCUUUGGCGGUCCGUCGCAGCCCGAGCCCGAUGACGAGCGCGGAGGAAUCCGGGCUGCCGAGAGGCAAGCCAAGGAAGACGACUCCAAGAUCAAUCCGAACCAGUAUCACAAUGACAACAACUGGAAGGCGCACGUCCGGUGGACGGGCCCGCAGAUCCUCGCCCAGCUGCCCGAGAUUAACGUGCUCUGCGCGGGAAUGGGAACAUCAGGAACCAUGACUGGGUUGGGCACGUACUUCAAGAACACCAAGCCUAGUGUGUACCGUGUUGGGGUAUGCACCGCCCCCGGUGACCGCGUCCCCGGUCCGCGCUCGCACGCACUGCUGGCCCCCGUCCAGUUCCCCUGGAAGUCGUCCGUGGACCACAUCGAAGAGGUCGGCUCGCACGACUCCUUCUCGUUGUCGCUGAGCCUCUGCCGCGAGGGCCUCGUCUGCGGCCCAUCGUCCGGCUUCAACCUCAAGGGCCUGUACCAGUUCCUCGCCGCGCGCAAGGCCGACGGGUCGCUCGCCCAGCUCGCGGGCGAGGACGGCGAGAUCCAUUGCGUUUUCCUGUGCUGUGAUCUGCCGUACCAGUACAUCAACGAGUACUUUGAUAAGCUGGGCCCCGAGUAUUUCCCCACGAUCCAUAACGAGCACUUGACCAAGGUGGACCUCUACAGGUACGACGACAGAUGGGAGAAGGAGCCCGCCGAGGCGCUCGACUUGUUCUUCACGCAGGACGACGCCCUGGCAAGCGCGCUGGUGCCCAUCACGUCCAAGGUCAAGCCCCAGCCGCAAACGUCCAUCAUCGACCUCCGGCAGCCCCUCGACUUCAACGACUUCCACCUCCCGGGCUCGGUCAACGUGCCCUUUGUCCAUGAGGAUACGCCCAGUCCCUUCUCCGAACCUGAUGUUCUCGAAUCUCUCUGGAAGAGGCUGGAGGAGACCUUCAAGGCGCCUAGUGCCGAGCUGCUGCAUCUGCUGCAGGGCAGACGUGUCUUACUUGUCUGCUAUGAUGGGGAUAGCGCGAGGGUGGCGACGAGCGUUCUCAGGGCCGAGGGACACGAGGCGGAUAGUCUUAAGGGUGGGUUCAAGGCGCUCAGGAAGAUGAGGGAGAAGUCUCUCUCGGACGGUGGGUUUCAUGUUAGAAACAAAGCUGAUGUGGAGUCUGUUGCGCCUCAAUUGGGUCUCAAUCCCGUUGCUGUGUAG